Ctenocephalides felis (cat flea) is the source of this 1917-nucleotide messenger RNA. RefSeq names its product alpha-actinin, sarcomeric-like. The record is from RefSeq and is a predicted model, not a curated record. Gene Ontology annotation, biological process: actin cytoskeleton organization; muscle cell development. Gene Ontology annotation, molecular function: actin filament binding; calcium ion binding. Lineage: Eukaryota; Metazoa; Arthropoda; Insecta; Siphonaptera; Pulicidae. Gene Ontology annotation, cellular component: Z disc; cell junction; plasma membrane.
GCCGAAACUGCCGCAAACCGUAUCUGCAAGGUUCUCAAAGUUAAUCAAGAAAAUGAACGCCUCAUGGAGGAAUACGAACGACUUGCUAGCGAUUUGCUAGAAUGGAUCCGCCGCACCAUGCCCUGGCUGGGUUCCCGACAAACCGACAACUCUUUGGCCGGUGUCCAGAAAAAACUGGAAGAAUACCGAACUUACAGGCGCAAACACAAGCCACCACGUGUUGAACAGAAGGCCAAGCUCGAAACUAACUUUAACACUCUGCAAACUAAAUUGAGGCUGUCCAAUCGCCCUGCCUAUAUGCCCACUGAAGGAAAAAUGGUUUCUGACAUUGCAAACGCAUGGAAAGGUUUGGAAAUCUCAGAAAAAGCCUUCGAAGAGUGGCUACUUAGCGAAAUGAUGCGUCUUGAAAGAUUGGAACAUUUGGCACAGAAAUUCAAGCACAAGGCUGAUACUCACGAAGAAUGGACUCGUGGUAAGGAAGAGAUGUUGCAAUCUCAAGAUUUCCGUCAAUGCAAAUUGAAUGAAAUUAAGGCCCUCAAGAAGAAGCACGAAGCCUUCGAAAGUGACUUGGCUGCCCACCAAGAUCGCGUUGAACAAAUCGCUGCUAUUGCACAGGAACUUAACACCCUCGAAUACCACGAUUCGGUGAGCGUAAACGCCCGCUGCCAACGCAUCUGCGACCAAUGGGACAGAUUGGGCUCCUUGACCGGACGCAGGCGUGCCGCUCUCGAUGAAGCCGAAAAGAUCUUGGAGAAGAUCGAUAUUCUACAUUUGGAAUUCGCCAAGCGCGCUGCUCCAUUCAACAACUGGUUGGAUGGAACCCGCGAAGAUCUGGUCGAUAUGUUCAUUGUUCACACGAUGGAAGAGAUCGCAGGACUCAUGGACGCUCACGCCCACUUCAAGGCAACUUUAGGCGAAGCCGACAAAGAACAUCAGAGCAUUGUCGGGCUGGUGAGAGAAGUAGAAAGCAUUGUCAAACAACAUCAAAUCCCUGGAGGAUUGGAGAAUCCCUACACAGCCUUGACGGCACACGAACUCACUAAGAAAUGGACUGAUGUCAGACAAUUGGUUCCAAGGAGAGACGAGACAUUGGCCGCCGAGUUGCGCAAACAACAAAAUAAUGAAAUGUUGCGAAGGCAGUUUGCUGAAAAAGCCAAUGCUGUUGGACCAUGGAUCGAAAAACAAAUGGAUGCUGUCACUGCCAUUGGAAUGGGUCUUAUGGGAUCUUUGGAAGAACAACUGCACCGCCUGCGCGACUACGAACAAGCCGUGUACGCCUACAAGCCACACAUCGAGGAAUUGGAAAAGAUCCACCAGGCCGUCCAGGAAGCCAUGGUAUUCGAAAAUCGUUACACUCAAUAUACAAUGGACACAUUACGUGUAGGCUGGGAACAACUUCUCACCAGUAUCAAUAGAAACGUUAACGAAGUCGAGAAUCAAAUUUUGACCCGCGAUUCUAAGGGCAUCACGCAAGAACAGCUCACAGAAUUCAGGGCUAGCUUUAACCACUUCGACAAGAACCGCACAGGACGUUUGGCGCCUGAUGAGUUCAAGUCAUGCCUGGUUUCCCUCGGCUACUCGAUAGGAAAGGAUCGUCAAGGCGAUUUGGACUUCCAAAGGAUUUUGGCAGUAGUCGAUCCCAAUGGAACUGGAUACGUCCACUUCGAUGCAUUCUUAGAUUUCAUGACCCGCGAAAGUACAGACACCGACACUGCCGAACAAGUCAUCGACAGCUUCAGAAUCUUGGCCUCCGACAAGCCAUACAUUCUGCCCGAUGAGUUACGCAGAGAAUUGCCACCAGACCAGGCCGAAUACUGCAUUCAACGUAUGCCACCUUACAAGGGACCCAAUGGUGUACCCGGUGCUCUCGAUUACAUGUCCUUCAGCACAGCCUUGUACGGUGAAAGCGAUUUGUAA